AUGAGCACCCCAUCUCCCGCCAAGUGGGCGUUCCACGACCCGACCUCAACCUCAUCCUACAGUGUCACGCCUUCUUCCACCAACUCUUACACGAUCAGCAUCGCCUCCGGUAAGCGCACGGACUGGUGGACGUCGGCCCCGCACUCGGUGCCUGAGUCCUCGGCACACCGCACCUCGGGUCCGCUCGUGUACCAGACCCUGCAUAUCGACCCACGAGAGAACUGGAAGCUGUCUGGCACCGUGCAGCAGGCGGGCAGCGAGCGGUAUCAACAGUCGACACUGUUCAUCCGUCGCGCACCUCCUUCCGGCCCGUCGUCUUCGGUGGAGGACAGUGAGGGCCAGACGUGGUUGAAGGCCGGGAUCGAGAACGAGGGCGGACGGAAGUACGUCGGUGUGGUCGCAACCAGCCCUUAUUCGGAUUGGAACGUCUCCCCCCUCCCAUCGCGCUCUCCUUCGAGCGUCUACCUUGAGAUCGAGAAGACCGGCCCGGACGUGCACGUCUACUACACUCUACCCUCCUCUUCCCAAGAGGCGGAAGAACGGCUGCUGUUGCGCGAAAAGAAGGGUUUCGCUCCACUGGGGGGAGAAGAGAAGGAAGAGUGGUGGAUCGGCGCCAUGGUGUGUGGACCGCUGAGCGAGAAGACAGAAGGUCGCGUGGAGGGGUGGACUUUCGAGCUUCUCCCAGCUUCAGCCGGACAACACUAG
Molecule: messenger RNA, 705 nt
Organism: Sporisorium graminicola
Lineage: Eukaryota; Fungi; Basidiomycota; Ustilaginomycetes; Ustilaginales; Ustilaginaceae
Exons: 2
Coding region: 1-705 (234 amino acids)
Source: RefSeq, a predicted model, not a curated record